AUGCUGCCACAAAUAGCCUUUCUGCUGCUAACAUCCUUGACCUCAGUCCACGGAGUGUUUUAUGCCGAGCGAUACCAAACUCCCACAGGCAUAAAGGGCCCACUUGCCAACCCCAAGACACAGUUCUUCAUCCCAUACUCCAUAAAGAGUAAAGGAAUCCCAGUAAGAGGAGAGCAAGGCAUUCCUGGUCCACCAGGCCCACCUGGACCCCGGGGACACCCGGGUCCCUCAGGACCUCCAGGAAAGCCAGGCUAUGGAAGCCCUGGGCUCCAAGGAGAGCCAGGGUUGCCAGGACCACCAGGAAUAUCAACCACUGGGAAGCCAGGCCUGCCAGGCCUGCCAGGCAAACCAGGGGAGAGAGGACCAUAUGGACACAAAGGAGACAUUGGACCAGCUGGCUUACCAGGACCUCGGGGCCCUCCAGGACCACCUGGAAUCCCUGGCCCAGCUGGAAUUUCUGUGUCAGGAAAACCUGGGCAGCAGGGACUUACAGGGGCCCCAGGACCCAGGGGCUUUCCUGGAGAAAAGGGGAUACCAGGAGCCCCUGGUGCGAACGGACAGAAAGGGGAAACAGGAUACGGUGCUCCUGGCCAUCCAGGUGAGAGGGGUCUUCCAGGCGCUCGGGGUCCCAUAGGACCCCCUGGCCCUCCUGGAGUGGGAAGAAGAGGAGAGAAUGGUUUCCCAGGACAGCCGGGAAGCAAAGGGGACCGGGGCUUCCCAGGAGAAAGGGGACCAUCAGGGCCACCGGGUCCCCAAGGGCCUCCUGGGAAACAAGGACGAGAAGGUAUUGGGAAGCCAGGAGCCACUGGCGCCCCAGGUCAGCCAGGCAUCCCAGGAGAAAAAGGCCACUCAGGAGCUCCAGGAAUAGCUGGGCCUCCAGGAGCUCCUGGCUUUGGAAAACCAGGCUUGCCAGGUUUGAGGGGACAAAGGGGACCUGCUGGUCUUCCUGGGGCCCCAGGUGCCAAAGGUGAACAAGGACCAGCGGGUCAUCCUGGGGAGGUGGGUCUGACUGGACCCCCUGGGAACAUGGGACCCCAAGGACCUAAAGGAAUCCCAGGGAACCAUGGUAUCCCAGGUGCUAAAGGAGAGGCAGGUCCAGUUGGGCCUGUAGGGCCACCUGGGGCUAGAGGAGCAAGGGGUCCCCCUGGGUUAGAUGGAAAAACAGGGUACCCUGGGGAGCCAGGUCUCAAUGGUGCUAAGGGUAAUCCAGGGUUACCAGGCCCAAAAGGUGAUCCUGGAGUGAGAGGACCCCCUGGUCUCCAAGGUCCUGUUGGCCCUGCAGGAGCUAAGGGAGUGCCUGGACACAACGGUGAGGCAGGUCCAAGAGGUGAACCUGGAAUUCCAGGUGGCAGAGGCCCCAUUGGGCCACCAGGUACCCCAGGAUUCCCUGGAUCUAAGGGGAUCCCUGGAAACCCAGGUCCUCCUGGCCCAGCUGGCAUCGCAACUAAAGGCCUCAGUGGGCCCACUGGUCCUCCAGGCCCUCCUGGACCAAGAGGACACAAUGGAGAGCCUGGUCUCCCAGGCCCCCCGGGUUCCCCAGGUCCCCCUGGCCAAGGAGUCAUGCCUGAUGGUUUCACAAAGGCAGGCCAAAGGCCCAGGCUCUCUGGGACGCCGCUGGUGAGUGCCAACCACGGAGUAACAGGGAUGCCUGUGUCUGCUUUUACUGUCAUCCUCUCCAAAGCUUACCCAGCAGUAGGUGCCCCCAUCCCAUUUGAUGAGAUCUUGUAUAAUAGGCAGCAGCAUUAUGACCCAAGAACCGGAAUCUUUACCUGUAAGAUCCCCGGAGUAUACUAUUUCUCCUAUCAUGUGCACGUGAAGGGGACACACGUGUGGGUAGGCCUGUAUAAGAACGGCACCCCCACAAUGUACACAUAUGAUGAAUACAGCAAAGGCUACCUGGAUCAGGCUUCAGGGAGCGCAGUCAUGGAGCUCACAGAAAACGACCAGGUGUGGCUCCAGCUACCCAAUGCAGAAUCAAACGGCCUCUACUCCUCUGAAUACGUCCACUCCUCCUUCUCAGGAUUCCUAGUGGCUCCCAUGUGA
This is a messenger RNA of Peromyscus eremicus (cactus mouse), 2043 nucleotides long. It is a transcript of the gene Col10a1, whose product is annotated as collagen type X alpha 1 chain. NCBI's taxonomy places the organism in Eukaryota, Metazoa, Chordata, Mammalia, Rodentia, Cricetidae. Bases 1 to 2043 code for a protein of 680 amino acids. The transcript has 2 exons. The record is from RefSeq and is a predicted model, not a curated record. Gene Ontology annotation, molecular function: protein binding.